UUCGCUUAUUAAUAAAAAGUUGGAAGUCUAAAACGACGUAGUAAAAAGUUGCAAUUUCUUCAGAAAGUCGAAAGAUGUUAUUCGGUUCGAAAAAUUCUCCGGAAAACAAAAAUGAAAGCAUACAAGCUUUCGGAAUCGUUUAUUUUACGUUGAAAUUGCAAGGAAUGGUUAUAAUGGAAGACUAUCGCCUUCGACACAAAAUACACGUUGUUACCAAUUAUGUCCUUACCAAUAUUUUCUACUACUCCUCGUUCAUCAUCCAAUUGCUCUACGUUGACAAUUUAAGGCAAUUACUGGAAAAUAUCCCUAUGAACAUGUGUCUGACCGCCUGUUCCAUCAAAUUCCUUGUAAUUCUGAGACUAAGACCCAGCCUCAUCGAAAUGAAUAAACAGCUGAAGCGUCUGGACAGUCGGCCAAUGACGGACAAGCAAAAAGAUAAAUUGGGAAAGGAAAUUAAAUUUUGCAGGGUAAUUUCAUCGGUGAUUUUUGUGCUUUACAUGGGGGUGAAUGUUUCCUAUUUCCUUGUUGCGGGACUUUCGCGUGGCACGAAACUUGGUUUUGAAACUUGGUUCCCUUAUGAUUGGCGUGAGAAUGCCUUUCGGUAUUGGCUUUCGUUCUUUAUACAGGUGAUAUUUCAGCAGCAACUGGCCGUGCAAGAUGUAGCAAAUGAUUCCAUUGGGGUUUUGUAUCUUUGUAUAUUGAGUGCUCAUCUGCAGAUAAUAAUGGAACGGUUUGCAGAUAUUCACCAUGAUCCUGAGAAAACCGAGGAGGAAAGUUUGCAGGACUUUAUACGGUGCCUAGAGGAUCACCGUGUUAUAAUGGAGUAA
Hermetia illucens (black soldier fly) is the source of this 827-nucleotide messenger RNA. Its product is annotated as odorant receptor 33a-like. The record is from RefSeq and is a predicted model, not a curated record. Gene Ontology annotation, biological process: sensory perception of smell; detection of chemical stimulus involved in sensory perception of smell. Lineage: Eukaryota; Metazoa; Arthropoda; Insecta; Diptera; Stratiomyidae. Gene Ontology annotation, cellular component: plasma membrane. Gene Ontology annotation, molecular function: olfactory receptor activity; odorant binding. Bases 75 to 827 code for a protein of 250 amino acids. The transcript has a single exon.